Molecule: messenger RNA, 1928 nt
Organism: Mercenaria mercenaria
Lineage: Eukaryota; Metazoa; Mollusca; Bivalvia; Venerida; Veneridae
Product: tumor necrosis factor-like
Exons: 6
Coding region: 375-1067 (230 amino acids)
Biological process (GO): immune response
Cellular component (GO): membrane
Molecular function (GO): tumor necrosis factor receptor binding
Source: RefSeq, a predicted model, not a curated record
AGAUAUAGAGACACGAUGACUUCAAAGAUAAUAGAUUUUUAAAAGAAUAAUCAGAAAACAAAAAUAGCCAUUAUUCAAGUUAUGCAAUGAUAAGAAAUUAUGCUAAGUUAAAAACAUGCAGUUAUAACAUCAAGCAUAUCAAAGAUCAGCAGUUUUCUGAGCUGGAUGAUGUCUACAGCAAAAUAUUGUUCUGGAACACAUAAUAUACUUUUCAAGGUAAUGGAUGGGGAAACUACUGGAGAAAUGCUGUUUCAUGGUUCUUAUAAUCACAUUGUGUACCGAGCUGCUUACAUUGCCUACCCUGGUAUUGUACUGGCGUGGAAUGAGGCAGUCUUUUGACCCCAACACAGCAACAGCAACAGCUUUGCUUCAAAAUGGACAAAUUUAUCAAAGCAAAGAAAAUGAAUAGUUGUCCUGUUGGAAUGUUGAAGAAAAUUGAAAAGAUGACAGAACUAUGUUGUGGGAAUGCUGAUGUUGUCUUACACAGUUUGGUUACUAAGAGUGUUUCUGAAAAGUUCAAUGAGAACGCCAACCCAGAGACACCUACACUGGACCUGAGCGGUUUUAAUUGUGAGGCCGUAAAAUCAAAUACAACGACUCUUCAUCUUUUAGGGAUUGCACCUGAUACAAAACCUGUACCUACUGGAACAUCAGCAAAGAUAUUCUGGAAUACACCGGUCGUCUCAGUUAUGAAGCCAGGAUUCAAAUAUUUGGUCAAUGAUGGUACAAUUUAUUUAGAAAGGUCGGGAUUUUACUUUGUCACUUCACAAGUAAAAAUGAUGUUUGGAAACAUGAAUAGUACCGUUGAUGCUGUUGACGACAUAUUCGGACACUAUGUGAAUUUGAUAUCGAAUAGAGGAGUUGGUUACACGCUUGUUGGAAACGCAAAAUCAAGAUGUAAAACUAUUCAAGAAGAGUCAGAAUUUACAAGUAUUGUCGGGGCUGUAUUUAAACUACAAAAAGGAGAUCGGAUAUAUGCUGCCAUAUCCCAGCCUCAGCAUCUGGCACACGAUCAAAGCAAGAGUUUCUUUAGCAUUUACAGUAUUUCAUUACAUACUUCUGGUUGAAAUUAUGCAAAGCAAAUGAACUGCUGUGUUGGAAAGAAAACACAAUUUUGCACAACUGUUCCGAGAGAACGUUAAAAUAGCAUCUGUUUACAAGUGCAUUUAACUGAGUUUAAGUUGUCAGUGACCUUUCAAUCAAAGGUUAUACAAAUACAAAUACUAUAUUUGAAUGAGGUGAAAUGCUACUAAAUGAAUAAUUUUAAUAUUAUGGUAAUCAUAAUUGCUAUUUUGACGGUACAGAUUUUAACAACGUUAACACUUCUUACCGCAAACAUUUACAGUAUAAUUAAGAAAUAAUUACUUCCCAAACGUGGUUUAUCUCAGAAUAACCCGAGUUUUGAGUUCUCAUGCAUAAGAAUAUAUUACAAAGGCCGUAGGCCUGAGUGAUAUAUUGUUUUGCAUAAGAACGAAAAACUCGGGUUAUUCUACGAUAAAUCAAACUUGGAAAAUUAUUAUUUCCAUUCUAACACGACAUACUAGUAUCAACAGUGUUAGAAAUGACUGUAACACUUUUUUACGAACGUGCGAGUGGUUUAUUGCAGAAUAACCCGAGAUAGAAUUUGCUCUACAUGUAUGUAGGUUAUUUGCUGGUCAUGUUAGAAUGUUCUAUAAUAAGUAUGAUUUCAAAUGGUAAUAUCAAAAAUAACAAUACACAUUUCCUACCGAAAUAAAUUGUUCUUUUUUUUUCAAACGAUCUUUUGAAUAUGAUUUUUACAUAAUUUGAAAGAAUUUGUGCCUAGAUUGUUUUAAUCACAUCAUGUUUAAACAAACAAAGAACACUGUGGAGAAUGCUUUAAAUAUUAUCAUUCUGUCAUUGUUUUUACGUAAAGAACCAUUUUCUAAUUUUAGAUUUACUACAGUCAG